Molecule: messenger RNA, 3441 nt
Organism: Scedosporium apiospermum
Lineage: Eukaryota; Fungi; Ascomycota; Sordariomycetes; Microascales; Microascaceae
Exons: 4
Coding region: 1-3441 (1146 amino acids)
Biological process (GO): protein deubiquitination
Cellular component (GO): nucleus; cytosol
Molecular function (GO): cysteine-type endopeptidase activity; cysteine-type deubiquitinase activity
Source: RefSeq, a predicted model, not a curated record
AUGAGUCGCGUUUGCAUGGUCCAGCAGCAGCACGACGCUCGCUACGGCGGCAGGGCAUUGGUCAAAACUGCCACAACCGCCAUGGCGUCGAAAUCCGCAGCCAAACGCCAUGGCGCCAAGGGCUUCCACCCAGACGACGUUGUCGAGACGAGAUCGGGCUUCGAUACCCCUGCAGGCUUCUUUCCCCGACCAUAUGGUUCCGUUGGUCCCGACGAGCCCAAGUACAAUCCCGUUCUGGUGCGGGGGGUGUAUGCUUGUACUGCCAAGGAAUGCGGCUUGCAGGUUGUCGUGGAGGUCUCCGCACCCCGAUUAGACGCCAAGUGGAUCGACCUUCUUACGAACCAGGCCAGGAUUAAGAAGCGGUUGGAGAAACUUAAGGCCGCGGACCCCGAGCGCUUUGAUGUUGGCACCGAUGAAUGGCACAAGUUUGGCCUCCGUCAGCUAGUGACCUAUAUAAAACAUCUCCUUGAUGCCGCCGACUUCGGAAAGGAGCCAAGGAGCCUUUCGAAGAGAAAUAAGCGAUUUGAUUCCGUGAUGGGCCCCGAAUUUUACGAAUUAUUUCGCUUCCUUGAAUAUGAGGAGUUUUCCACCGGCGAAGGUGAUGAGGAGGAGCACUUCUUCUUACAAAAUCCCCCCGACGCCUGCAAGGAUUUCACGGAGCCCGGAAGUCGGCGUGCGUUCUUCGAGGAUGUGGCCCUCGAGUCGAGGAUCCAUGGGGAGCGCGAAAUCUUCCGUUCUCCUUCGGCCCCGAUAGACAUCGAGGAACUUGCACGGUCGCUCGCCACGAGGGAAUUUCAUUCAGCUCUCGACUGCUUUUCUUACCCGAGCCAAUCGACCAACGGCGGCCUAACGUACCACUUCCGAUUUUUGGGCAUUAUGCCCGAUUUCAGUCGCAUUCUAGUUGAGAACGCUUGCUCCAGACUCUCUACCUUCCUACCGGAACUUAAGGCCACCUUCGAGGACUCCCUGUACAGUAUCGCUCGUGACACCUCUGGGCCGCUUGGAUCCAGCUCUGAGUUUUUACGUCGGGCUAAGCUUAUCGUUGGCCAAGAUGCCGACGAUAUGUUCAACGAGACAUGGGGCCUUCAGCCGGGAGGCAUUCGCCGUACCGACGAUGAGAUCAUUGCGGCUGUGCGUAGGAAGCUCCAUGACUCCCCAGACUCCGUUGAUAUCGUAUUCGAUAUGUUGCCUGUCUACGCUAAGUCCAGGGGCAGCAUGCGACUGCGCCGUCUAGUGGACUGGCUACCUUCCCAACUACCUAUGCCUGUCGACCUGGCGUUUGACGUUCUUGGUGCUCGUUCCGACGAGAGUACUAAGCAAUUGAUUUUGAAUGCAGAGACUAGGGUCAAGGUUGCAAAGGCGAGUAUCGUCGCCAAUGCCCUGAGGUCGAUAGCUCGACAUCGUGAAUGUCCUGCACUGUCAAGGCAGGCAGAAAUCACGGAAGAGGGCCCCAUAACCAACCCGGUUGGUCUCGAGAACAUCGGAAAUACCUGCUACCUUAACAGCAUCAUCCAAUACUUGUACACCGUGCUGCCAAUCCGGAAAUUAGUGGACGAGUAUGACGAAAACAGGCUGGAACCAGAAGAUAUGGACAAGAGGCGCAUCGGAGGAAGUAAAGCCAGGGUUCAUCCCGUUGACCUGGUUAUUGGCCAGUAUUUCACUGGUGAGGCCCUUCAAACUCUCUUCACCCAAAUGACGACUGUCUUCCGCGGACCUUGCGCACCGAGUCAAGGGCUCGCCAACGCUGUUUUGCUCUCCAGUGAGCAGUUGCUUCGCCUUUCCAAAUCCGAUGCGAUCCCUCAGGUCCACGCGGGCAAGCUUCCGGUUCCCUCGAUCAAUGUUCGAAGCACGCCACCACCGCUCCCUGCCCGCCCGACCCCUCCAGUGCCCCUGAAGCAACCGGAGAACGAUACGAAUGCAGGCGGCCCGUCUUUGAUUGAUCUCACCGAACCGAGCCGUUCGAGUUCUCCCACACUUAUGGGCGAUGCUGCGUCCGAUAGGUCGUUCGGCCAGACAAAUGCAGAAGCAGACGCCAUGGAGAUCUCUGGCAGUGCUAGCGACAGUGAUGUGGUCAUAGUACCAGCAACGAGCAAGGAUACAGCUACCCAAGUCAAGGACGAUGUCGAGAUGACUGAUGGAGAAACCAUAGUUGCUGAUGAGGAUGGCGAAAAGGGUAGUAGCGGUGUCACGGCCGCUGAUGAGGAUACCCCGACUAGCAAUACCGAGGGUCUUCUCCGAACUCUUAAGAUUAAGCAUGAGCUUACAAUGAUCCAACAAGACGUUGAUGAAAUCAUGGGCCGUGUGCUGGGUCUUCUGCAAGCAUCGAUACAGCCGACAUCGAUAGAAGGUGACAUCCAGAUUGAGGUGGUCAUGCAGACUUUCUUUUUCAAAGUGAUAAUGCACACGGUCAACCUCCAGAACGGCGACCCAACAAGUCGCCAAGAUACCCGAACAGCCGAGUUUUUCAGGAACCUCACAGCCUACCCCGCGCCGGACGGCCCAUGUACUCUCUACCAGGCCCUUGACAACAAUUUCGAUCGGGAGGAAAUCGAGGGCACCACGACCUCGCGGUAUUCGUCCAUCGAAUCUCUCCCACCUAUCCUCCACGUCCUCGUGCAGAGGACGAAGGGGGAUGGCACCAAGAACCCUAACCCAGUGGUCAUUGACGAAUACCUCCAACUUGAUCGAUACAUGGACGCUCCCGCCGGCUCUGACCUGAUGUAUUUGCGGGAAACCAGUUGGGCUUUGAAGAAGCAGAAACUGGGAUUGAUUGAGCUUGAGGACCAGCUGUCCAUGAUUGCCAAUAUCCCUCAGCCCAUUUCCAGAGACGGAGCGUUUGGGGCAGACACGGCGAUGUGGGUCGAGGACCAAAGAUCUGCCAUUGAGAGCGCCGAUUCAGCAUUUCAACAAUACGCCGAAGCCACUCUUGCUGUGGAUUUUAGUGAGGACUCUGCUGAUCAGCGUGGAAUGGAAUUAUUGAGUUUCUUAGGGUCCGGGGAUGUCAACGUCAAGCAGACACAGCCACAAGCAGAGACACAGACGGAGACCGGGACAGGGGCAGGGACACCGACACCCCAGUCUUCUGACCCUCGCGAUUAUCUCGGCGAAACCAGAGACAAGCUGCAGCAGGAACUUAGCUUAGUGCAUGCGAAGCAGGAAGGCUUAUUCGAGGGGAUGAAUAAUUACAACUAUUCCCUCCACGCCGUUGUCUGCCAUAGCGGGAGUGGACGAGGUGGUCACUACUGGGUUUGGAUCCGCGACUUCGAGGCUAAGCUUUGGAGGAAGUACAACGAUACCGUCGUGUCCGAGGAGAAGGACACACGGAAGUUGCUCGACACCCUGAACAGCAGCGGCGACCCUUAUUUCCUGUGUUAUGUCCGGGAUGUGGACAAGGAAUUGUAUGUGAGCGUACCUAAGCGAAAGCCAGAUGGGUUUGACUGA